GGGGAGUCGUUUUGGAGGCCCCUACUGCACCUGCUCAGGGCUUCUGCUCGGGCUCCGUUACGUAUGUUCUGACGUCUUUCGGGGUUCCUCCAAGAAAAUAUUACGUAUAAUCGCUGCUUCAAGGCCCCCUAUCAGCUCGAGGCCUCCCGCGGCCGCUUACUUUGCGUACCGCUUGAUCCGCCCCUGAAUAAGAAAAAGAAGAGAUGUUUUUUUAUUUAAUUGUUGUGUUUGUAAAACACAUGUUCUGCGAGCUUGCUGCUAGUUUAAAUCUAAAUAUUGCUACCUUAGCCCAAUAACAAUCUUAUGUUUGUAAAUAUGCAAAAAGCAGCAAAAUAAAACGUAUGCAGUCUUCCGGCAGACACAUUUGCCCAAAAAAAAGCCAUUUUCCCACACUCGCACAGAUUGCAAAUUGUGUAAUAAUGUAUCAAACCCAAGACCGCGUGGAUUUUCCAUCGACUAUAUCAGUUGCAAGGCCUCUCGCCCUGGCUCACAAUCUCGCCAAAGUUCAUGAGUGCCUAAUCAAAAUGACCCCAAAUCGCAUAGCGAAACAUUUUGUGAGCGCGAAGAUAUAGCGUUUAUGAAACGGGACUAUUUCUUUAGUCACUGUCAUCGCUUCUCGAGCGAAAGUCACGAUCGUAGACAGGAGUCAGUUUUCGGAAACAAUGGCAAAGUUGCCAGUGUUUUACCUUGCUCUGGUGGUAAAUACACUUUGUGUAUUGCUGAGCGUAAUAUCGGCGGAAAAGCUUCAGAUCGUUUACCAAUGGACACAGAUAAGCUCCAACAGCAAUAAUGAUCCAUCGAAAAACCUAGUUUUUAUGGACGAUACUGUCGUGUCCAAUGAGGAAAAAUACUAUGCGUACGGAAACAUUCCGAUAGGCGUUACACAUCACAAAGGAUUCCUGUACGUAACGUUUCCCCGUCGACGAGCCGGCAUACCGGCCACCUUGAACGUUAUCGACAUGGCACGCAAUCCAUCCGUGAACGAUCCUAAGCUGGAACCCUAUCCGAAUCUGUUGGUGAACACACUGCGGAACGAUUUAUCGGCCGAUCCAAAACGGAUCAUCUCGGUCUAUCGUACCCAGGUCGAUCGGUGCGAUCGACUAUGGUUCGUCGAUACCGGUUACCUCGAAUAUCCGGGCGGUGGUAGCCGUCAGGUGCAGCGCCCCGCUCUGUGGGUUAUCGAUUUGACCGUUAACCGUAGUGUGCGUCGCUUCGAAAUACCACCAGAAAUGGUUAAAUUAGGAUACGGCAUAGCUAACAUCGAGGUAGAUGUUGAUGCCACGGAUUGUAAUCGCGCAUAUGCCUACCUUCCCGAUUACGAGUGGCAUAAGCUGUACGUGUACGGAUUUAAUGAAGGUCGUAUGUGGCGGUUCGAGCACAAUUACUUUUCCUUUGAACCGCGGCAUGGUAAUUUUUACGUGGCCGGUCAAAAAUUCACCUGGAACGAUGGUAUCUUCUCUGUAGCCGUCGGUGGAAAGUGGAAAGAUAGUACCACCGAACGUAUCGUGUACCUCCGUGCGAUGGUUUCGGUUAGCGAAAUUGCCGUAUCGAAUCGUGUUCUGCAGAAUGAAACGUUAGCACUGCUCGGAAAAGGUGCAUACGGCAAGUAUUUCCAUCAUCUCGGCGAGCGUGGUCCGAACACGCAAACCUCGAGCCAUGCGUACGAUCCCCGAACGGGUACACUGUUCUAUGCGGAAAUAAACCGCAACUCGAUCGGUUGCUGGAACACAGACAAACCACUUAAACCUGAAACUCAGGGCAUCGUGCAUCUGGAUAACGAGGAGAUGAUUUAUCCUGCAGAUAUAAGGGUUGAUAGCAAUGGUGAUCUGUGGGUCAUUUCAAAUCGGCUGCCUAUCUGGAUCUACUCCGAGUUGAACCGGACCGAAGUGAACUACCGAAUUUGGCGUCAGUCAGCGUCUCGUGCUAUAGCUGGAACGAUUUGCGAAUAGGCAAAUCAUUUUCGCAGUGCGAGCGAUAAAGAUAAUGAAUUGUUUUGUUUUACA
This is a messenger RNA of Anopheles funestus (African malaria mosquito), 2003 nucleotides long. Its product is annotated as L-dopachrome tautomerase yellow-f2-like. Bases 663 to 1949 code for a protein of 428 amino acids. Gene Ontology annotation, cellular component: extracellular region. The transcript is spliced from 4 exons. Lineage: Eukaryota; Metazoa; Arthropoda; Insecta; Diptera; Culicidae. The record is from RefSeq and is a predicted model, not a curated record.